Phytomonas sp. EM1 is the source of this 1068-nucleotide messenger RNA. The record is from the annotation of a GenBank genome assembly. Lineage: Eukaryota; Euglenozoa; Kinetoplastea; Trypanosomatida; Trypanosomatidae.
AUGUCCUCUCAAUCAGGUGAAGUCGAUGUGCCUAAGGAACGCUCGCUCUGCGAUGGUCUGGAGGGUGAGUACUCCAUGGGCCUUCACGUCGCUGCCAUCUUUAUUGUGUCGGCUUCUUCUUUUCUGGGCACGGUCACGCCACUCAUCACGAAGUACAUUCCUUUUCUUCGCAGCAACCCUUUUGUUUUCGUCAUAUUCAAGACGGCAGCGACGGGCGUGCUGCUGUCAGUGUCCACCAUUCACCUGAUCGCUCCUGCCAUCGAGGCGAUUGACGAACCAUGUGUGCCUAAGGGUCUGCAUGAUUUCUAUGAACCAUACGGUUUCUUUUUGGUUGCACUUGCAGCCCUGAUGAUGCACGCCGUGGACUUCAAGAUGAAUGAUAUAGCUUUGAAGUGGAUGAAGAAGGAUCAGAAAUCGUUGGCCCCUGAAGGUGGUGAAGAGGAUCCUCCUCAAAGAAGUUAUGGCACUUUAACUAAGGAUGAAGUGCAGAACCGCGAUGCUGAGGAGGAUUCACCGGAGUGUGGGCACAGCCAUGGCGGUGUGCUUCCGCCGCCCUCGAUGGGUCAACUUCGACGGAUUAUUGCGGCCGUGUCAAUGGAGUUCGGUGUCACCCUCCACAGCAUCUUCGUUGGCCUGGACAUGGGCCUCACGACGGACGCCUCGCUGAAGCCGCUGCUCGUGGCCUUGGUGUUCCAUCAGCUGUUCGAGGGCAUGGCGCUUGGCUCGCGUCUGGUGGAUGCCAGGUUUUCCAUUGUGCUGGACAUAAUCUUCUCGAUUGUGUUCUCCGUGAGUGCACCUCUCGGGAUGUCCAUUUCAACCAUCGCGGUGAGCAUUCGGAAAGACGCCAUGGCGGGUGGUGGGUUCGCGCUGAUGCUGGGAUCUCUCAGCAGCUUCUGUGGUGGCAUUUUGCUUUACCUUGCCUUCAAUCAGCUUUUCUCGGACUUCAUGAUUGAGAUAAAGGCGCACUGUUCCGACGGUAUGCCGAUGAGGACAACCAAGAAAGUCGUAAUGUUUGUGUCCCUGUGGUCUGGCAUGCUGACCAUGGCGAUAAUUGGCAAAUGGCUAUGA